GCCACAGAAACAUUGCAAGGUGAUGCAUAAAGCAGACAAACUGCCCCCCUAAACAACGACAUUCUACUUGACUUCCACGCAUCAUGCACGCUCUACAGAAGUGUCUUCUAGUCACAGCUGUGACAUGCCUCAUACAAAAUGCACUGGGAAGUGAAAUCAUAAAUGGCAAAAAGGCUGAUGAAAAGUCCAUGCAGUAUAUGGCAUCAGUACAAAACAACAAAAAACACACAUGUGGAGGAUUCCUUGUCAGUAAAGACUUUGUAAUGACUGCUGCGCACUGUCGUUUUGAGAAUCCUAAAUCCUUAAGUGUUGUUCUGGGCACCCAUGAUCUCAGGAAGGAAAAUAAGAAAAUGAGAUAUGGAGUAAAAAUGAUCUGCAGACACCCUGCCUUCAAGGAAGUUGCAAAUGGGAAUGACAUCAUGCUCCUCAAACUGUCUAAGAAAGUUCCCCUGGGUAACAAAAAACCAAUUAAGCUAAUUCCACUUCCAAUUCAAAAACUAAACCUGGAGGAAAACGAGAUCUGCAGUGUAGCUGGAUGGGGGCCCACAGAACCUGGUAAAUCUGGUUAUGUUAAUGAGCUGCAAGUGUUGGAUGUUCCCAUCAUUAACAAGGACAAGUGUCAGAAGCUGUGGAGAAGAACUUUAAAAAAUGUUAUUUGCACCGGUGGAUACAAAGCAAAGAGUGGAAUCUGUCAGGGUGAUUCUGGUGGGCCUCUCGUAUGUAACGAGUCGGCUGUUGGCAUUGUUUCCUUUAACAACAACAAUAGCUGUAAAUAUCCAGAUGUCCCAAACGUCUAUACAGACAUAUCGCAAUUUCUUCCUUGGAUCACAGAUAUUCUCAAGAAAAAAAAAUGCAAAGGGUAAAAAAUAUUUUCCAUGUUAUUGCGUGUGUAUUGUAAGACUGUUAGGCAAGUGACAUGUGAGCUGUGUAAACUGCUUAAAUUCUGCAAUAUCUAACAUUAACUGUAUCUAACAAAAUAUCUAACAAUAUCUAAGCAAUAUCUAACAAAAACUGCUGAUGACUCUUUCAUUGUCAAGCUUACAAAUAGAUCAGUGACAUAGUAGCUUUGAAGUGCACAAGUUAGUAUCACGUAUGAAAAAAGUCAAAGGAGGUUUUCCUGUGGUUCGUUGGUUGUAUUACAUAAACUAACGAGAACUAAUAUCCACUGACAAGUCAGAAAGCUCAUAAACAGUCAUAUCCAGGGCAAUUUCAUCUCAUUUUACUAAAGCCUGCCCGAUACUGGAAACAUGGACAGGCACUUCACCAGGGCACAAACUCCUCAAUCCAUAUCAUGAGAUAAAAAUGUCAUCAGAACAAAUACAUUUUUAAAAAAUGUAUAGUUUUGUUUGACAUCACAAUUGUACGUGGCUAUUGGGAAGUCAAGUGACUUCACAAAAUUUUGAUAAUAGACUAAUUUCCUGUAUUUAGUAGUCUUUUUUCACAUUUUAUUUUACAUCAGUUUAUAAUGUGAAUGCUGUUAUUUAUGAAAAAGAAACCAAAAUCCAGACACCAGUUCAAUUUCAAAUAAAAUAUAAUGUGUCAAUAGUGAGCCUUGUAUUAAACAUGACAAAAGUCAUUUUGUAUACAAAUAAUCUUCUGGAGCCCAAAGUUCAGGCGUCAGAUUCCUCCACACACGUCAUUUCAGAUUAUUUCUACCCUUGGAGGUUUAUGAUGUCAUCGAGAGGAAACAUCCCUUAAAUGGUCAUCUCAGGUACACAACUCUGGCCGUCCAUAAUUAGAUCAUUUAUUUUAUUAUUCAUGAAUGCCACUUGGAUGAAUGUGAAAUUAUAUACUCAGUGCCUUAUUUUUUAUUAUGUUGUUAAAAAAAUAAGAAAACCAUAUAGUCACACAGCGCUUUAUUUUAUACACUUCGAGUACUUUAUCUACUUCACAUCUAUGAUCUAACCACACAGGUACAGGGAGGACAUGCAAACCUCACAUAUAAGGGUGUAAGGCAGGGUUGGAACAAAGCCCCUUCUUGCUAACCCUUCACUCAAGCACAAUGCUACCCUUAAAUGGAACAGGUAUGGCAUUGUGUAAUGAAGUUCAGCUCUAAGGUGUGAACUGUUGCUUCCUUAAACAGCUAAUUUAAGUGACUUCCUAGAUGGAUCAGUUACCCAUUGCUUGAAUAGAUAUCAGUGUAAUGGAGGAAAACACAGUAAUAAUGAAUGAAAACACUGAAAAUUGAAACAAAGACAUUUUAUGGCACCAUGAUGGCAUCAGUUUGCUCUUGCAGUGAAAUUUUGGACAAUUUAACUCCCCUUUUCACCACUAGGGGACAGUGUUUUACCAGAAAAUUUGAGUGAUAAACAAGAAAUGUGUGUGUUUGGUCUGAGAUCAGGGUGGUAAGAGGUUACAGAAGAGCUUACAGAAAGAAGUUUCUGGGUAUAAACUGGGGCUUUUCUGUACUGUUUUGUGUUUUUACACAGCCCAGUGAUAAACUGCAGGUGUAGAUUGAUUUCUUCCUCUUAACUAAAGACAGUUACAACAGCAUGCAUUUAAUAAGAAGAAAAUAGCUUGGUGGAUAGCUUUAUACCUUUCAAGGGCAAUAAGAUGACUGCUUCAUUAUUGUAAGAUGACCACCACCAAAAUGAAGCACCUAGAUUGUUUUUCUUUCACAGACAAUUUACAGCCUUUUAUAUAAAGGUACUGUUAACAUCUUGUUAGUCUACUGUUGCUAAUAAUUAGAUAAAUAAUUAUGACCUCCACACACUCUCUUGCUAAUGAAAAUAUUUGCCAUAAAAUUCUCAAACUGGUGCAUUUUCUCAGUUGAAAUGUUUUGUAUAUUUUUGUGCUCUAUUGUGA
Molecule: messenger RNA, 2805 nt
Organism: Pundamilia nyererei
Lineage: Eukaryota; Metazoa; Chordata; Actinopteri; Cichliformes; Cichlidae
Product: granzyme-like protein 1
Exons: 5
Coding region: 84-863 (259 amino acids)
Biological process (GO): proteolysis
Molecular function (GO): serine-type endopeptidase activity
Source: RefSeq, a predicted model, not a curated record